This is a messenger RNA of Salarias fasciatus (jewelled blenny), 1468 nucleotides long. RefSeq names its product cytochrome b561 family, member A3a (gene cyb561a3a). The transcript is spliced from 7 exons. NCBI's taxonomy places the organism in Eukaryota, Metazoa, Chordata, Actinopteri, Blenniiformes, Blenniidae. The coding region runs from base 46 to 1035 and encodes 329 amino acids. The record is from RefSeq and is a predicted model, not a curated record. Gene Ontology annotation, cellular component: lysosomal membrane. Gene Ontology annotation, molecular function: oxidoreductase activity.
GGACCAGGAAGCUGGUUAGAGACGUCUGACAUCUGGAGGUGGCAGAUGAAGCGGGGUGACCGAUCUUCAUCCUCCAGCUGUGCCCCCGUUUCUCAGUGUUUCCCCCUCCGAGCGGCUGCUGCUGCAUGUGGAAGUGAGACCUCCUCUGAACCGCACAGAGACCAACGAGCCGGCGUCCUCAGGAUGAGCUCCAUCACCACCUUCUACGCCUGCCACCUGCUGCUGCUGGCGCUGAGCCUGGCCUGCGUGGUGUGUGUGUGCGUGUGGAACAGCCGGUGGCGCGGCGGCUUCGCCUGGGACGGCUCCAGCCUGCAGUUCAACUGGCACCCGGUGCUGAUGGUGGUGGGCCUGGUGGUGCUGUACGGCAACGGAGCGGUGCUGUACCGCAUCCCUCUGACCUGGGGUCAGAAUAAACUCCCCUGGAAGAUCCUCCACGCUGCAUUCAUGCUCCUCGCUCUCAUCCUCUCCAUCGUCGGACUCUGCGCCGUGUUCGAUUUCCACAACACCAACAAGAUUGCAAACCUCUACUCCUUACACAGCUGGAUCGGAAUCGUAGCCGCCGUUCUUUUUGCCUUUCAGUGGGCGGCAGGAGCUGCCGGCUUCUUCCUGCCCUGCUCUCCUCCCGCGCUGCGUAGACUCCUGAAGCCCGCCCACGUGUGGUUGGGAGGCGCCAUCUUGAUCCUCAGCAUCGCUGCAUGCAUCUCUGGUAUCAACGAGAAGCUCUUCUUCGUCCUGAAAGGAAAUGAUGGCAAGAGUCAGCCGUACGCCUCCCUCCCCUCCGAGGCUCUGCUGGGGAACUUCUUAGGGGUUCUGAUCGUCGCCUUCGGUUUGGUCGUCUUCAGGAUGUUAUCCAACCCGCUGUGGCAGAGACAGGAGUCCAGCCCCCAGGACCUGCCGUACUCGGACCAGAAGAAUAUGAACUGUGACCAGGACGAGGAGGAUAUAGAGGGGGACAAGGACCCGGACCCGGAGGAUAUGGACUGGGACGACCACGACCACGACUUCGACUAUGACUUCGACCACGACUAUGACUAGGACUGGGACCAGGAUCAGGACCAGGGAUCACUGGGAUUCACACCACUCUGGAGGAAAACAUUGUUCUUAUUGUCCGUCUGCUGCGCAUGUGCAGAGCAACCAUUUAAUAUUGCUGUGGCACAAAUGUGGAAUAGCUGCAUUUUCAGAAAGUUGCAUCUUUCCUUGUUUCCACAGACACGUGGUUGGAGCAUUUUCCAAAACUUGUGUUUACGUCCAUUUCCACAGAGUUGUAAUCGGAGCGUUUUUGAAAAAGUUGAAUUUUCCCUUGUUUCCAUGGAUUUGGAACAUUUUCAAAAAGCUCUGAUUCCAGUGGCACUGAGCACCGUUGUCUUGUAAACGGACGCCUAAAAAGCAACAAGAGUGUUUCCAGCAUUUUCAUUGUUGAUCCUUGAACUCUUGAAUCUUUCAGUGAUUGUCCUGAUCUGCUUUGUCU